GCGCGCCUGCCAGGCUGCAGGGAAGCGCCGAGGCGCGCGGAGUCCGAGGUCAGUGCUCCCUGCGGCGCGGCGCACACGCAGGGUCCGGGGUCGACCCCUCCACCGCUCCGGCGUCUGCCGGGGAAGUCAGUCCGCCUGGUCAGCCCAGAACACCCGAAUCCGGGGGCUGGAGCUCGGUAGCAGGCACAAGCGCCACUCUCCGCCUGCGCCGUGGAAUGCGCGCCGGGACCACUCCGCAGCCCUUCCCCCAGCGCCGCUGGCCGCUGCUGGGGACAACCUCGCCCUCCUGUCUCUUGCUCCUCCUCCUGACCCCAGCGCACCCCCAUCCCCGCCCCAGAUGCGGCAAGGCUCUCUUCGCCUUCAGCCCGGCAGAGUCGAACUAGGAGUUGCAGCGGCCGCAGCCCCGGGAGCUUCCCGCUCGCGGAGACCCAGACGGCUGCAGGAGCCCGGGCAACCUCGGGGUCGGCGGCACCAUGAACGUCUCGGGCUGCCCAGGGGCCGAGAACGCGAGCCAGGCGGGCGGCGGGGGAGGCUGGCACCCCGAGGCGGUCAUCGUGCCCCUGCUCUUCGCGCUCAUCUUCCUCGUGGGCACCGUAGGCAACACGCUGGUGCUGGCGGUGCUGCUGCGCGGCGGCCAGGCGGUCAGCACCACCAACCUGUUCAUCCUCAACCUGGGCGUGGCCGACCUGUGUUUCAUCCUGUGCUGCGUGCCCUUCCAGGCCACCAUCUACACCCUGGACGGCUGGGUGUUCGGCUCGCUGCUGUGCAAGGCGGUGCACUUCCUCAUCUUCCUCACCAUGCACGCCAGCAGCUUCACGCUGGCCGCCGUCUCCCUGGACAGGUAUCUGGCCAUCCGCUACCCGCUGCACUCCCGCGAGCUGCGCACACCUCGAAACGCGCUGGCAGCCAUCGGGCUCAUCUGGGGGCUGUCGCUGCUCUUCUCCGGGCCCUACCUGAGCUACUACCGCCAAUCGCAGCUGGCCAACCUGACCGUGUGCCAUCCCGCGUGGAGCGCCCCUCGCCGCCGCGCCAUGGACAUCUGCACCUUCGUCUUCAGCUACCUGCUUCCGGUGCUGGUUCUCGGCCUGACCUACGCGCGCACCCUGCGCUACCUCUGGCGCGCCGUCGACCCGGUGGCCGCGGGCUCGGGUGCCCGGCGCGCCAAGCGCAAGGUGACACGCAUGAUCCUCAUCGUGGCCGCGCUCUUCUGCCUCUGCUGGAUGCCCCACCACGCGCUCAUCCUCUGCGUGUGGUUCGGCCAUUUCCCGCUCACGCGCGCCACUUAUGCGCUUCGCAUCCUCUCGCACCUGGUCUCCUAUGCCAACUCCUGCGUCAACCCCAUCGUUUACGCGCUGGUCUCCAAGCACUUCCGCAAAGGCUUCCGCACGAUCUGCGCGGGCCUGCUGGGCCGUGCCCCACGCCGAGCCUCGGGCCGUGUGUGCGCUGCCGCGCGGGGCACCCACAGUGGCAGCGUGCUGGAGCGCGAGUCCACCGACCUGUCGCACGUGAGCGAGGCGGCGGGGGCCCUUCGUCCCUGCCCCGGCGCUUCCCAGACAUGCACCCUCGAGCCCGGUCCCGGCCCGUCCUGGCAGGACCCAAAGGCAGGCAACAGCAUCCUGACGGUUGAUGUGACCUGAAAGCACUUAGCGGGCGCGCUCGGAUGUCACAGAGUUGGGAUCAUUGUUGGGGGACCGUGGGGAGAGCUUUGCCUGUUAAUAAAACGCACAAACCAUUUCACAUGCAGUG
Molecule: messenger RNA, 1746 nt
Organism: Pongo pygmaeus (Bornean orangutan)
Lineage: Eukaryota; Metazoa; Chordata; Mammalia; Primates; Hominidae
Gene: GALR2
Product: galanin receptor 2
Exons: 2
Coding region: 474-1637 (387 amino acids)
Biological process (GO): positive regulation of cytosolic calcium ion concentration; G protein-coupled receptor signaling pathway; negative regulation of adenylate cyclase activity
Cellular component (GO): plasma membrane
Molecular function (GO): galanin receptor activity
Source: RefSeq, a predicted model, not a curated record